AUGGGCCUCUCCGGAGGGUCCGUCAUCGAAGUGAGGACCUUGAGCAAAGCCGCUAAAAUCUUCGCCACUAUCGCCAGUGAAGCUAACGCCAAAUCCAUCAGCUCCAGCGCCAAGACCACCGGCACCACCGAAUCCGCCGGUUCCGCCAAGUCCGCCGGCUCCAGCGCCAUGACCACCGGUUCCGCCAAGUCCACCGGCUCCGCCAAAUCCACCGGCUCCAGCGCCAAAUCCACCGGCACCACCAAGUCCGCCGGCGCCACCAAAUCCACCGGCUCCAGCGCCAAAUCCACCGGCACCACCAAGUUCGCCGGCUCCGCCAAGUCCACCGGCGCCACCAAAUCCGUCGGCCCCGCCAAGCCCGCCGGUUCCGCCAAGUCCGCCGACUCCAGCGCCAAGCCCGCCGGUUCCGCCAAGUCCGCCGGCUCCAGCGCCAAGCCCGCCGGUUCCGCCAAGUCCGCCGGCUCCGCCAAGUCCGCCGGCUCCAGCGCUAAAUCCACCGGCACCACCAAGUCCGCCGGCUCCGCCAAAUCCACCGGCUCCAGCGCCAAGACCACCGGCACCACCGAGUCCGCCGGCUCCGCCAAAUCCGCCGGUUCCAGCGCCAAAUCCAUCAGCUCCAGCGCCAAGACCACCGGCACCACCGAGUCCGCCGGCUCCAGCGCCAAAUCCACCGGCUCCGUCAAGUCCACCAGCUCCAGCACCAAGACCAGAACCGCCGAUGACUUGACCUCCAGCCUGAGAAGCAGUACCGAGAGCUGUCUGAAGAUCCACGCCGAUGGGAAGAGCAGGGUUUUCUCCUUCAGCAUAGUUGACGAAGUAAAUCUCAGGAUCAGACGGAGGAUGGGCAGGUACUUCAAUAACACGCUGCUGUUGAUCACCCUGUUUGUUAAGGAUGUACACAACGCUUUCGGUCCUUGGUGGAGGAAUAAUGAAUGGUUCAGGGGGCCUCCAAUCAGGAACCCCUCACCGGAAUCCUCAAAAGACCCAUGUCCUCCGCUACUAGAGAUUCCAGCAGCUGCAGGGAGUGGAACACCAGGCCCAAGCUGCCCUGGCGUAGGCAAAUUGUAUCCUUGUGGCACAGCAGUUGCCACUGCAGCCAGUGCCGAGACCAAAACCUACAUAGAUGGCUCUACAAGUGUUAAGUCACAAAGGAGCAUUGAAAUGCGGUCAGAGAUAACGGUCGUAUAUAAGCGACCCAAACUUCAACCCCACAGUCGCCUAGAGCAACGGCAGAGGCCCAGCGUGUAUGAAACCGGCCCGGAGCGUUUACGGGGUCGGAACGUCGUGCAGAGCGCUGGGGGAACCUUCACGAUGCUGGCUCCUCAGCAAUCAGUUACAACCUUCCCACUUAUGAAGUCAUGUGAAAUAUACUAUUUGUGA
This is a messenger RNA of Penaeus chinensis, 1380 nucleotides long. Its product is annotated as sericin 1-like. Lineage: Eukaryota; Metazoa; Arthropoda; Malacostraca; Decapoda; Penaeidae. The transcript is spliced from 5 exons. The record is from RefSeq and is a predicted model, not a curated record. The coding region runs from base 1 to 1380 and encodes 459 amino acids.